CAACAACGAAGAAGAAGAAGAAACCAGAAGUCGCCAGCUUUGCGUCAUCACUGCGCGUCGCACGAUACACCGCUGGUCCUUCGCGUUUCACACCCUGAAGAUCACACUGAGCCUCUCAGAUAACAAGAUAAAACACGUCCGUCUUGGGUUCCUCUGAGCUAUGCUGGCUAAACCAGAGGAGAGAAAGCCGCAGAAGAGGAGACAUCCCGGUGAAGAUGGAGGAGGAGGAGGAGGAGGACAGAGGAAGAGGCGGGAAGGUGGCGAAGGAGAUAAGGGUCAGGGAGACGGUGGCAGGAAGCGCCUGGACGCCAUGAGUGUGGGAUAUUUCCGCCGAGUCGGGGAGAGACUCAGUGAAGGCUUUGAGGAUCGCGAGGAGAGAGAUAUUUUUGUGGAGAAUGUCCUCGCUGAAGUUAAAGGUAAAGCGCUCUUGGUGGCUAAGGACCAGACGGGAAGCAUCACGCUGCAGCGGCUGCUCCCGCUCUCCAGUCCCGACCAGGUGGGGGAGCUGCUGGCUGAACUGGGUGGAGAAUCAGGGUCCGAGUUCAAAGAGGUGUCUUGCGACAAGUGUGGCGGCCACAUAGUGGAGAGUGCAGUCAGACAGAUGUCCAGGUGGACGGAGUCGUCAAAGAAGGAGCCGUCUGCCACCACAGAAGAAGAAGAAGAGGAGGAGGGUUCUGCUGUGUUGGAGGCCCAGGUGUUGUCUGUGAGCCAGGUGGUGAGAGAAAACUGCCCAGAGUUCAUCAAACACGUUCACGGCUCACACGUGGUCCGCACACUUUUGCACGUGCUGGCCGGCUGCCUCGGACCACCACGGAGCGAGUCCCGUCCUGGUGCAAAAGAGCGAAACGUCGCUCCUCAGCUCACAGACUUUGAAAUCCCCACGUCUUUUUGGUACGAGCUGAAGAACCUCACCGAAACCCUGAUGGAAAAUGUCAACCUAAGUGUGACAGAUGCUGCUGCCAGUGCCGUGUUCCAGACCAUGUUGACUGUUUGUCACAGAAAACGACCCAAACUCUGCAAACAGCUCCUCAAACGCAUCACGGAGUACCUGGCGAGUCGCAGUGCCGCCCCGGGAGUCAGUCCGCUCCUGGUCUUUCUUAAGGACCAGGCCUCCAGUCGUCUCAUUGAAACCAUCAUACAGCUGUCCCACAAGUCCCUUCUCCGAGAUCUAUACAGGAACCACCUGCAGGGUCACCUGGUAGACUUGGCCCUCCAUCCCAUCGCCAACUUCCCCGUACAGAGGCUGACUGCGGCCUCGGCCAAAUACCAACUGUUCCUGAAGUUGUUUGAUGAGCUGAUCCAAGGCGUGGAGGCCAUCUUGGCUUCAGGUCACAUGGGUGUGAUUGUGCAGCUGGCGCAGAGCUGCGCAGAGAGUGAAGAGAAACAGGAGGACUUGAUGCAGAGCCUCCUCCGUGCGUUUCACUGUGCCGAGCCGGGCUCUCGACACGUCAGCUGCCUCCCUCUCUUCAUGUCCCUGCUCACCUAUGACGUGUACUACCACUCUGAGACAGCAGAGGGCGGCACACAGACAGAGGUCCCGCUGUCCUCCAUCUGUUACCACGGCUCCCUCCUCGUCCAGGCCCUCGCCAGGUUCAAAGAGCGCUCGCUCCUCCUCAGCAGCCUGCGCACCCUGUCCCCCGCUGACCUCCUGACCAUGGCCUCUCACCCGUCAGGCAGCCACGUGCUGCAGGCGCUCAUCACCACAUCGAGCGACAAGGGAAGAGGGAAGAUCCUCAAGAGACUGGAGGGUCAGUACGUUCAGAUGGCGUGCUCCAGGUUGGGCAGUCGGGUGCUGGAGGCCAUAUGGAACGGUGCCUCGGUCAGUCACAGGCACAACAUCGCACAGGAACUAGUGUCGAGUGAAAGCCAGCUGAGGUCAGACCAGUUCGCCCGGCAUGUGUGGGCCAAAUUUGCCCUCUCCCACUUCAUCCACAGGAGAGCUCACUGGCAGGAAAUCCAGACCGGCGAGUCCAAGAAGAGGAAGCUGUUCAGUGAAAUUCUUGAAUAAAAAAAAAACAUGUUUUUGUAAUUUACUGUUUUUAUAAUUUGGUUUCAAAAUAUAAGAAGAAAAUGUUCCAUUAUUAAUUCCUUCAUUAUGUGCUAAUUUUCACUCCUCAAAAAGACCCCUGCAAAUAGAGUAUCCACACUUUUACACUCUGAUGUUUGGACCAACAUCACCACUAGAUGGUGCUGUUGGAACGUUUAUUCACUGAUAUUUGUUCACUCAGUGGUGCAGGGGAUCAAAUCAGUUGGGAAACAGAAGCUCAUAAAUCUCACAUUUUCACGUAAGGAAAACUGAAAAACAAACUGAAUGCCAAAAAGUGACUCCGUCUUAUUUCUUUCAAGUUUGUCACUCAUCUAAAAGUGUUUCUUCAUAGUGUUUCUUCAUAGUGUUUCUUCAGGCUUAAAAUUCUGUUGAAGAAUAAAUGUAUGCACAUUUAUACCUGAAA
This is a messenger RNA of Labrus bergylta (ballan wrasse), 2450 nucleotides long. Its product is annotated as nucleolar protein 9. Gene Ontology annotation, cellular component: nucleolus; 90S preribosome; preribosome, small subunit precursor. The record is from RefSeq and is a predicted model, not a curated record. Gene Ontology annotation, molecular function: RNA binding. Gene Ontology annotation, biological process: endonucleolytic cleavage in 5'-ETS of tricistronic rRNA transcript (SSU-rRNA, 5.8S rRNA, LSU-rRNA); ribosomal small subunit export from nucleus; endonucleolytic cleavage in ITS1 to separate SSU-rRNA from 5.8S rRNA and LSU-rRNA from tricistronic rRNA transcript (SSU-rRNA, 5.8S rRNA, LSU-rRNA). Lineage: Eukaryota; Metazoa; Chordata; Actinopteri; Labriformes; Labridae.